CGCAACAAAAGAUUUUUUUGAAGCCCGCAGUAACCCUCUUCCAGUUUACGAAAUAUUUUACCGGUUUUAUGCAAUUAUCAUUGGCCCGGCAGGGACUGCAGGCGAUCGAAUCCUCAGCGUGACUAAUGGGGUUCCAAACCGUGCUGGUGUGCUCGAAGGCGAGUCAGAAGCCAUUGGUGCAUGUCGUUUCUCACUACAUUUUGGCAAGCACACAUUGCAAACGAUCCCAGUUAUGAACGUCAUAGUUCUGGCGUUCAACCAAAACUUGUUGUCCUCGUGGAUUGUAAGCAGAUGGUAAUUUCUGCCACGAAGACCGCUACUAUCACUCUUCGUGCAACUGUUGAAGUUCCGAUGUUUGACCUGAAGACUUGCUUAGGUUUGCCCUCAUUUUCUGGAGAGUUCUGGUCUUCUGCUUUGCGCGAAUCAUUUUUUAGCUGAAGAAUUUGAUUAUUGUCAGCUUAACUGUAUCAGGCUAAUGCAAUACUACUUUACGUAAAGAGCGAAGGGUCACUGUCGCACCUUCCAUCCUAUCUGUGUAGUAGGUUUAGAUCGACAGCAGAGAAGGCAUCCAUAGGAAGAUGAAAGCCAGUGUACUCGGCGGCACCACCGCCGUGAUAGUUGCUUUCAGUUUGCUAUGCACUGUACCUCAUGCCAAUAUGCUGCCCAACUGCGCGCCAGAAGAUGGAGAUAUUCGGACAUAUGAAAAUUGGAUAUAUAUCCAGCCCGAGAUUGAUGAGAAAGCAGCUACGUUGUAUUCGGGUACCGCAAAACGGUACAACAAGACCUUCACGUUCACAUCACCUUGCCAUUUGUUAUUCAAAGCGAUUUCUCUGAUGUACUUUGGAUCAUGCUCCGUAGCAGUGAGUUUAGGAAGUGAUAACAACAUCAAGUUUCUUCAGACCCUUCCUUUUCCAGCCUCGCGAGGACAGCACUGGAAUACUGGAUUGGAGCGCUUAACUGUAUCUGUUACCAAAACCCUCCAAGAGUACAUGACGGGGAUUAAAAGAAGGCAGUUGAUGAUAUCCGUUUAUGCUAGAAAGGCACAUUGUGAAAUAUACCCCGUCGAGCACAUUGCACUAGCACGAGGAUUGACCAUUAUUGCCCAGGGAACCGUCCUUUCUGGACGCAGUCAUCCGUGGAUCAUCGCUUUUCGUAAAUCGACAAUCGCGCGAAAUAGGCCAGACCCGAUAAAUCAGUUUUACGAGAAUCACAACUGUCCUGACGGCGCUGACCAGGAACCUACGGCAGAACUGACGGAUCCGGGUCUGUACUCGGCCGUUGGACCUGGUUACAGCCAUCCAACCAACCGUCCCAAGACACCUCCUGAUAAAGCUGCUGCUCUUUAUGACAGUUGUACGGAGAAUGAGACUUACACUUAUGCUACCCGUGAUGGUUCUGCGCCAGCGAAUUAUAUCAACACGGAAACGAGGCAGAAAGAUGAUGGUGAGCCAUACGCCAGCGUGCAGCCUAUGUUUGAUCAAUCAACCGAGGACGUGCAGUCACAUCCUAAAAGCCAGCAAACAGAGACUGCCAGACAGGACGCCAAAGAAGCUCCAGCCGUCUGCUACUCAGUUCCUCAAAAGGAGGAUACGACAGGUGUUCGCAGACAUUACGAAAACGCAGAGGAGCGCACGGCUACUAAGCGUGAUGAACAACCCCGCACUACACAUUCAAUCGAAACCAUAUGUCGUGCUACGGAUGUAAAAUCACUUCGCGUCUUAUCGAAGUCCGCACAAUCAGCCCAACAUAACCAUAAGAAGUGUAUCAAUCCAGAUGAUGUGGAGCGCCGUGGUCUGGGUUAUGCAACACCAGUAGUAUGUCGCAAUGCCGCAACCACCAAUACCAGCACCAACCAGCAGUCAUCUCGAUUAUCCCUUCCAGCCACAUAUCCAUCGACGCCGACUGGGUCAGACACCCACAGAUGUGUGUCUCCAUCUCAGGUUCCAAGGCCUCUGCCAUAUCAGGUAUUCAAAGUACUGAAAGACAGCCAAGGCGAUUAUACUAACCAACAGGACACAGUCUCCAGCAACGGGGCUCAACAAUCUUAUACAGACACAGACCCUAACAUCUAUGCAAAACCAGCCCUCUCCCUCAGCGAUAACAUCUUGUUCAACGCAACGACCCUUGGCAAAAGAGAAGACGUGGGUGGUACCAGCACUCUGCAGGUUAAUCCUCCUGAUCCUUCUGCCAUAUAUGCUGUGCCACAGAAAGCCAACGGGGAAACAUAAAGCAUGUUCAUCUAAUAUUUGUUCGGUGCCAGUUCACUUUCGCUCGCUUGCCACUAUUUCAUAUUUUCCAGACGAACACUAUAAGGAUUGUUAACCGCACCAAAGACUCCCAAAAUCACUUGUUUUCACACUUUGUUUCUAAUUCGAUUUGCGGAAAUCCAACAAGUGAAAUCAUUCACCUACUGAACACAAACAUACCUCCCCCCUCCCACACCACAACCACCGUGUAAUGUUUUAUUGGACUAUCCUUUUUCCACGUUUCUUGAUCCUUCAAGGGUGGUGCCAUUCCUACGGAUUCAUUCGGUAAACUCGGCAUCUGGCCGAGUCUGACGCCAACCGUGAUUUGUUUUUCCUCAGCCUCACCCUGCCACCCGAUUCUACCUUUUUUCCAUGUAAAGUCGUUGAUUUUUUCGAAUCGAUUUUUUUCUUCCACAACCGCCCGCUCUAUCUGCGCUGACCAUACUGCUUGCCUGUCAGUAACAACUCUGCUUGUUGCAUGCAGUUAAUUGAAGACUUUUUGUUUCUUCUCGUCUUCCAUGUCACAGUUAACACUUGUAUUAUUUCAGUGCCAUUGUUUCAGGUUUUAUUAUCCCUUA
Molecule: messenger RNA, 2824 nt
Organism: Sycon ciliatum
Lineage: Eukaryota; Metazoa; Porifera; Calcarea; Leucosolenida; Sycettidae
Exons: 3
Coding region: 579-2228 (549 amino acids)
Source: RefSeq, a predicted model, not a curated record